This is a messenger RNA of Cinara cedri, 15948 nucleotides long. The record is from the annotation of a GenBank genome assembly. Lineage: Eukaryota; Metazoa; Arthropoda; Insecta; Hemiptera; Aphididae.
AAAAAUUAUGUUUUUAAAAAAAUAACGCCCUUUAUUGGGCGUUAUUUUUAAAAUUUAUUUUGUAUCAGAGAUACAUUUAGAUUCAUCUUGAAUGCCUAUGGUAAUUUUUUGUGGUUUUUCAUAUUCAGGAGUAUCGCAAGUAAAAUGCAAUGUUAAAAGACCAUUAAUUAAAUUAGCUUGCUUGAUAAUAAUACGAUGUUCAAGUGUAAAAUUUAAAUUAAAAUUAUUUUUUUUAAUGCCUUGAUGUAACCAUUUUACUCCCUCUUGUUCAUCUAUUUUAUUUAUUUUUUCAAUAUCUAGAUUACUACGUACAAUCAGUUCAUUAUUUAGUACAGAUACAUCGAUUUCAUCUUGUAGAUACCCAGGUAAACUAAUUGUUAACUCAUGUUGCUCACCAUUUUGUAAUAAAUUAUAUGCCGGAGUAUCGGAUAUAGGUUUUUCUCCUGUCAAGCGACUAAAUAAAUUAUCCAUCUGAGUAAAACGGUCAGUAAUUAGGCCAUUAAUUAAUGAUGGUGUAUUUGAUAAAGAACGAUAAGCCAUAGCAUUCUCCUCUAAUGUUUGUAAAAAAUAUUGAUAUUAUUUAUAUAGGGAUGUUUAAUACCUUUUCAAGUGUCAUUUUCAAUAUAAAAACAAAUAAUAUUUCUUAGAUUGAUGUAAUAGGUGUUUAUCGUUAAAUUUCAUGUUAUUAACAAUGGCAUAUUACAUCACUAAUAAAUUAUUUAUUCUAAAUAUAUCAUAAUAUUAUAUAAUAAGCUGAAUAUCUUGUUGUAUAAUAUUAAACUUUAUGGUAAGUAUUUUUUAAAAGAAAAUUUAAAUAUAAACAUUUACUAAGUACUCUUCUAAAUUAGAGAUAGUAUAAAAUGUUUUUAAUAAACAUCCCUUAGAUGAUAUGCUAAUACUAUUAGUUAUUUUCAUAAAUGUUUUAUUUUAGGUAUUUUAAUUUAUAUUAAUAAAAUAAUAGAUAAAUAUUAUUUAAAUAUAUAAUCAAACAAUUGCUAAUUAAGAAAAUCUUAAUAUAUUAAUUAUUUAUUAAUUUUGUUAUAUUUACUUAUUAUCUUAAAUAAUACAAACAGCUUAUUUUUAAAUUAAAAAUUAAAAUAGUAAUCUAUAUUAAUAAUAUAAUUUAUUAGCGUAUGAUUAUAUCUAUAAUUCUUUACUAUAUUUUCUUUUACUAAAAAACUAUCAUAAAACAAAAUAUAAAAACACUGUUAUAUCUAACAUCAUAUAUUACCUUAUAACAAAUAUUAUCUAAUCUUCAGUAUAUUUAAUAUUAAUUAAAUAUUUUAAUAUUAUUUAAAUUUUAACUAUUAUUAUCUUAAUAAUAUUAAUAAAUAUUUACUAAAAAUAUAUUAUUAUACCCUUUAAAUCGUAUAUACUAUAUCUAGUUACUGAUAAAGAUAUAUUUAAUAGUUAAUAAUAUAGUCGAAAGAUACUAAAAAUCAUCUUUGCUAUAUAUUUAAUAUCUUAAUAAUAAAAAUAUAAUCAAUAGUAUAUUUAGUAGUGCGCCAUUACUGAUUUAUUAUCUAUAAUAAAUAGUUAGGUUGAAAUAUAUAUUAAACUAUCGUAUAGCAUUAAAUAUAAUAAAGUGUUUUAUUAUAUUAAUUAAAUAUUUUUCUCUAAAGAGAUAUAAAUAAUAUCUAGAUAUAUCAAGUAAUUUACUAUUUAUUAAUUUAAUAAUUAUGCAUUAUAUUACCUAUAAUAAAGCUCAGGAAAAUAUAUUGAUAAUAUUGAUUCAUAUUUAUUUAGGGUUACUAAAAACUAAGUUAAUUACAAUAUACUUAUAAAAUUUUUUACAUCUUUAAUCAAGAGAACUAUUGGAUAUAUAAUUGGCGUUCAAAUAUUAGUAAUCAUUGUAUGUAGGGUAUAAUACUUAACUUAAUAUGAUAUUGUUACCGAUAGAAAUAAUUUUUUAUUAAAAAGAUAUUGAAAUAAAAAAUAAAAAUGUAUCACUACUAAUCUAGUAAUUAACUAAGUAUAUAACUUUUCUGCAUUUUAUUAUAGUUAUAAAAUUAUUCUAUAUUAUGUUUGUGUAUUAAUAUACAAGGUCAUACUUAGUAAAAAUAUAAAUAAUUAAUAAAUCUAUAAAUAAAUUUAUUUAAUAAUUUAUUUUAGUCAGUGACUAAAAGUCAAAUUUAAAGUAUAGCAAUAUUAAAAAUAAAUAAAAUGUAAAGGUUAUAAACAUCUUAAUGGAAUGUUAGUAAUAAUAUUACAUGUUCUAAAAAAUAUUUUCCUAUAUUAACUGAAAAUGUUAAUAUAUAUAGAUACUACUCUCAUGAUUAAUAUUAUUUUGCAUAAUAAGGAUACCAUUUUUAGCGGUAUUUAAAUUAAAAAUUUAUAUUAAAAUAUAAAAUUUAGUUUUAUUUACCUAUAUUACUAAUUUUAUAUAAAUUUCAGUAGUAUAUGCGUACUAUGUUAAUAUUAAACAUACAUAAUAUAUUUAAGAUUAAUAAUAUUACUUGAAAUAAUGUAAAUAUUAUGUAAUAAAUAUCUCUUUUAAAUUUUAUACUUGUUUUUAUUAUAGUAAUUUAAAUCACAUAAUUAAUAUUAUUUUUUAUUAAUUUUUUAUAUAGAUUACCUAUUAGAAAAUAGAUAGUCUUUAAUAUUUUUAUUUAAUAUUAGUUAUUAACUAAAUAAAUAUUUUAUUUAAAAAGAUAAAGGUUUAUAUACUAAAUUUUAAUUUCUUUUAAAAAGAAGAAUUAAUAGCAUUACGUUAAAAUAAUAAAUUCUAAGCAUUGCUUCUAUCUUUAUUUAUAAUGUAUACAUAUUUUAUUUUCAUUUUAAUGCUACAUUUUAAAUUUCAUGAAUUAUAUAAUAAAAAUAUAUUUAUACUAUAUUUUGGUGUAUGAUCGCUUUAGCAAGAAUCAUACACAAGUCAUUAACUAAUAUAUCAUUAGCUAAUAUUUAUAGAGCAUAGCACUCUAUUAAAUAUAGUAUUGCUAUAUAUAGUAUUAAUAUGUAGAUUUAUUUUCCACUGCUUCGUUCCAUAAUCUAUUAAAUUCUCGUAUAUAUUUUUCAGCAACAUCUACUUGAUUACGUAAAUAGAUAACAUUUUCUGCAUUUCGAGAUGCAGCGCUCUGUGUAUAAUUAAACGACCCAGUUUGAACUGAAUGUCCAUCAAUAAUCAUAAACUUAUUAUGCAUAAUUGCAUAUUUAUCAUUUAGCCUUACCGGUAUUCGGUGAUUUGUGAGAUAGGUGACGGCAGUAUACUUUCCACAGUUUGAUUUUUUAUCAGCAACGAUACGAAUAUGAACACCUCGAUUUUGUGCGUCAACGAUAGCCAAUACAAUAGGUUUGCUAGUAAAUGAAUAAGCAGCAAUAUCAAUUGAUAUUUUUGCCUCUUCAAUAGCUGAAAUAAUUAUUUGUUUCGCUGUUCUUCCUUGUGAAAAACCUACUUCUACAUCCCGACCUCCUUGACUAGCUGAUAGCGGAUAUAUGCAAGUUAAAAGAAAUGAAAAAAUUAUAGUAAUUACUUUUGCAAAUUUACUCAUUAUACAUACUAUUUUGACAGUAAAAGUAGCUAUUCUCUUCUUCUAUAACUAAAACCGCAAGGAGUGAGUGAAAAGCAUUCAGUAAUAUAGUAUUAAAAUUAUUGCAUACUUUUAAAUAAACUAUUAAGUUAUUUAUAUUCUCAGGAAUGUCCUUCUAUCUUACAUAUAUUAUAGUAUUGAAUAGUUUAAAACAUUUAUUAAUUAUAAAUAUUUUUAUAAAAUUUUGUUCUUAUAACAUAGCUCAUAAAAUAACUAUUUUGUAAAUAAAAAUUAAUUUUUUAAAAAAAUAUAUAAAAUAUAUUUUGUAAGAUCGUUUAGUGACUUCUAUUAUACUUAAUUAUUACUAUUAUACUAAAUAAUGACUAAAAUAUAAUCAAUUUUAUUUAUCAAAUAUAUAUUUUCAUAAUUUAUUUAAAUUAUAAAUUUUAUACAUAAUAUAAAUUAUAACUAAAAUACAGAAAUAAUAAAUAUAACAUUUAUAUUUAACUCUCUCUAUGUAAAAUUAUUAUUUAUAUAAUGUAUAAUACUUUGACUAAUAAUGAUAAAUAAAUAUUGCCAGUAUUUUUUUAUAUAAUAUCUUAGUUAAACACUGAUGAUAUAAAUAUCAUAAUUAUCCUAUGUGUGCCUAUCUUUAAUAUUCAAUAACUAUUUAUAGCUAUAGUAAAUUUUUAUAUUAUUUUAUAUAAAACUAUUACUACCUUGAUGAAUUAGAUAAUUAUUGUAUCUAUUGUAAUGCAUUAAAAUUAUAAAUACAUCUUUACAAUCCUUAUUUAAUAUUUCUAUGGAAUAAUAAAUCUUAUAUUAUUUAUAAUAGUUAAAUGAAUAAAUAUAGACAAUUUUAUAUCAAUUAAUUUUACUAUUUUUUGAUUGAUAAAAUAUCAAUGUUAAAGUUAUCUAUCAAUAUAAUAUUAUACAUUUUAUAUUAAAAUGAUAUUAUUAUUAAUAUAAGUAAUACUAAUAUUUUCUAGAUUAAUAUCGUCUAUAUGUCACAGUUAUUACGUAAUUUAAAAAUACAAAAUAAUAAUAUACUCGUAGCUUACUGAAUACUGAAUCAGGUAUUCAGCGUAGGUAUUAAUUAACAUUGAUUUUAGAUGCUAAAGAUAUCACUGAACUACUUAAUAAAAUAUAUAACACGGUAUACAAAUUUACUAAAUUUUUUAGGAAAUAGAUUAAAAUAAUAAUACCAUUAUAUAAUUUUUAUAAACAUAAUAUUAUUUAGUAAAAUACUAUAAAAUAUAGAUAAUUUUUAAUUAGAACAUAUAUUUAUGUAUAAUAUUACAUUUCAUGCAGAUAGUGAAAAUAAAUCUUAUUUUGAUAUUGUAUAAUACUGUUAUUAACAUUAAUAAUUCUCUAUGAUAUUAAAUAUCAUUAUACUUAAAUAUUCAGUAAUUUUAUUAUUAGACGUAAUAAUUAUUCUAUAUAUAAUUAUACCUAUGAUAACAUUACAAUUCAUAUCGUUAUCAACAUGUUAUAAUAUAUAAAUUUUUAUAUAAAAAUAUUAUAGAUUCUGUUACUUAAGAUGCAUAAUUAAUUUGCAAUAUUUAUUACAUUUUAAAUUAAGAUUUUUUAUAUUUAUGUAUUCAUAAUAUAAAUAUUAACUAUAUAUUUUAUUUACCAAUUUUAUAAUGGGGUAUAGUAAUCAUUACAAUUACAUUUUACUGUAAAAAUUAACUUAUAUUUGUAUAUAUUAAGUUAUUUUUAAUUAAUAACUAAAAUUUUUAAAUGCUAAUAAAUUAGCACUAAUGGAAUUAGUAAUAAUUUAGAUAUAUAUUUAAUUUUUUAUUUUUUUACUAUAAAAAUUUAAAGUAUACUUAUGAUCAAUAACAAUAUAAAUAUAAUGUCAAUUAUGUGAUAAAAUAAAAAAACAAGUUAUCUUAACCAUGUUAUUUAUAUGGUAUGUUUAGAACGAUAAAAAAGUAUUAUAUAAUUAUGAACUUACUAAAAUUUAAUAAAUGAUUAUAUUACUGAUAAAUUAAAAUAAUAUAUAUAACUAUGUUAUAAUAUAAUAACUUUAUUACUGAUAUCGAUAGUAUCGUAUAAAAUAAUUAGACAAAUUUAACUAAAUAUUAAAUUAUACAUAGUUUGUUUUAUAGAUUUAUAUUAUACCAGUUAGAACUAAAAAUAACUCAUUGAUAAGUAUUAUCAAAUAUAUUUUUUACUACUAAAUAAAAUUUAAUAAUUGUUAGUAGUUUUUCAACUAUUUUAUACAAAUCAUCUAGUACAUUAUACUGUACAGGGUACUCAUUCUGUAAUGAGUAAGUGUUUAUAGAAAGAGAAAGAUAAUAUUUUUUUAUUUGAACGCAAAAAACCCCGAUAGAGUUAAUCUUGGCAGACUGGCUAUCAGGGUUUAUGCGAAUCAUGCAGCAAUGUAUUCAAUACGGAUACUAGCUUAAUGAACGUAAGAAAUCAAGUGUUAGAUAACAUUUUUAUCUUUAGUUCAGUUAAUAAGUGCGGGUAAUAAUGAAUAAACAAAAUUUUUCGUAUUUUAUUAAAUAAUAUCUGAGAUUUUUUCUUUAUAUUAUUAUGUAAAAACCUUAUCUAUACUAUCAGCUCUUCAAGGAGAGAUAUUAGGUCCUGCGUAUUAUUAAUGCAAUACGCAAGGCGGUAAGAAGUGAUAUCAUUAAUAUUAUCUGCUAUACUUACUAUGACUUAUCGUCAUGCUAUAAUACAUAAAUUAUUAUGUAAUAAACGUGUAAUUAAUCUAGGCUGUGAUAGCGUUAUUGAUUUUAGCAUGGAAUGUUUCACUGCACAUGUGAAUAUCGUAAUUAGUAAAGUAUACAUAUCGCUGGUACAAAUUUCUAAUCUUUGCGGUAUGAACGUAUGUAAUACAUUAAGGGAAACCUUGUUGCGGCAGAGUUAGUCGUGUAUAAUAAAGAAUAUAUUAAAGCUAUUAGUGUGGUUUUUUAUGACUAGAUACAGGGCGAUACCACUGCUUCCUAUAUCCCCUAUAUUAUUUAGGUCACUAAGUUAUUUUUUAUUUUGAUUGAUUAUGAAUAAGGUAAAUACUUUUUCGCUUAAUGAUAAUAAACUUUAUUAGGAUAAUUAGAAAUUAAAAGACACAGGAUAAGAUUCGAUUACGUUAAAUAAAGAUAAUCAUCGAGCUAAAAUAAUAUAUAUUUAUUGUACUUUUGAGUACUGUUUUAAAAAACUAGUGUGGAGUAAGUAAAACUGUUAGACUAAAAAGUAGAAGUAAUAAAAAACAAGCUCACUAGUAUAUUUUUAGCGCUCUAGUUAAACUUUAUAGUAAGUAAAAACUUAUAACUAUAGGUUGUAUUAAAUUGAAUCUAGUGGUAAUAAAACAUUUUCAUCUGAUAUGUAAAUUAGUAAUUUUAUCACUCAGUACUAUCUAAUCAAAUUAAUGAAAAUAAAUUUAUACACUUAGUAUUGUGUGAUUUUAUACGUACCUUAAACUACUAAUUAAUUUUAAUUAAUGUUUUAAAAUUAAAUAGAUUAGAAAAAUUAUUUCUCCUAUAUAAAAUUUAUUAUAUUGCUUAAUACUCUAGUAAAAUACUAAAUUUAUUCCAUAUAAAUGUAAUGCAUAAACUAGUAUUAGAUACAUAUUAAAAAAUAGAUACAAUAUUACUAAUACUUUUUUAUAAAGAAAAAUAAAAAAAUAAAUAUUUUAAUAUGUAUAUGAGAUAAAAUCUUGAUAAUAAUAAAAAUCAAUACAUUAUUUAACAUAUCAAAAUAUUAUAAGGUAUAUAUUUAUUUUAAAUAAAUUUUUGGAACACAAUAUAUUAUUAAUUUUAAAAUAAAUAUUAAUUAAAUAUUAAAUAAAUUAUUUUACUAUUAAAAAUAAAGUAUUUAUUAAAAAUAAAUAGUAUAUCUAAAAAUAAAUCUUUGAAGUAAAAAUAUUUUAUAUAUAAUUAAAACAAUUUAUUUUUUAAUAAAAAUUUAAACAUUUAAUGAAGUAAAGUCUAAAAUAUUAAUAAAAAAUAAUAUUAUAAAAUCACUAGUAAAAUAAAAAUAUAAAUAAUAUUAUAGUUUUUCUUUAUUAAUAAUUAACAAAAAACAUAAAUAAUUAAUGUUAUAGAUAAAUAAUAUAAUACUUAUUAUUUAUUAAUAGCAUAAUAAAUAACAUUUCUAUGUUGUUUUACUUACUACAAAAGCACUACACUUAAUAUUAAACUCAUUUUCAAAUACUACUACUUACAAAUUGAUUAAUACAUUUACAUUUAUCAUAAUAAGAACAAAUUUAUGCAUUCUCUAUUUUUAUCAAAAGCACAACGAAUAUUGUUUCCUCUUAGUUUAGUGUUAUUUGAAUUUUCUGUUUAUAUAGCAAAUGAUAUGAUUCAGCCCACUAUGCUGGCAGUUGUGACAAAUUUUCAUGUAGGCAUUGAAUGGGUACCUGCUUCUAUGACAGCUUAUCUAGCGGGGGGAGCUUGCUUGCAAUGGUUAUUUGGUCCUUUAUCGGAUCAGUGUGGCAGAAGGCCAAUUAUGCUUAUGGGGGUAUUUUUUUUUAUUAUUACCUGCUUAAUAAUUCUACUAGUCUCUAGUAUUCAGCAAUUUAUAAUUUUACGUUUUCUACAAGGCAUAGGAUUAGGUUUUAUUGGUGCUGUAGGUUACGCUACUAUUCAAGAAACUUUUGAAGAAGCACAAUGUGUAAAAAUUAUUGCACUAAUGGCUAAUAUAGCAUUAAUUGCACCUUUAUUAGGACCAUUAGCAGGUGCUUCAUUAAUUAAUAUACUCUCCUGGCAAGGCAUGUUUAUAAUAUUUGUUAUAUUAAGUGUCAUUGCUUUAGUAGGGUUAUGGUUUUUUAUGCCAGAAACAAUUAGACUAAAAGGAAAAGCAUUAUCUUUUUAUACUCUAUGGCAUAAUUAUAAAUAUGUACUAAAAAAUAAACGUUUUAUAUAUGGGGCAAUAGCUAAAGGAUGCGCGGAUACACCAUUACUUGCUUGGAUUGCUUUGUCUCCAUUAAUAAUAAUUAGUGGAGAAAAACUUUCUACCAUUACAUAUGCAUUAUUACAAAUUCCAGUAUUCGGUGGACUUAUUGCUGGUAAUUUAUUAUUAAGUCGUUUUACAGGAAUAACAUCUUUAUUACAACUAAUAAAGUAUGGGGGUAACCCAAUGAUUACUGGCUUAAUUUUAGCCGGUAUUUCAACAUUUUUCCCAUUAACUGAUUAUCUAUGGAUAAUUGCAGGCUUAAGUUUAUAUUCAUUUGGUCUUGGUAUAACUAACGCAUGUUUGACUAGAUUAACAUUAUUUUCUAGUAAUAUUAGUAAAGGCACUGUCUCUGCAAGUAUGGGCAUAAUUAGUAUGAUUGUAUUUACAAUAGGUAUAGAGAUAUCUAAAAUCACUUACUUUUGGGGUAAUAAAAAUGGAUUUAAUUUAUUUAAUUUAUUAAGUGGUGGACUUUGGUUAAUUUUAGUUAUUAUUUUUGUGCGUAUAUCACCAAAAGAAUCAAUAAUAUUACAUGAUUCUAAAUAAAUCUAAAAUAAUUUAAUUAUAUAUUUAUGUUAUGUUUUUACUUUAAUGUAAAAUAUUUCUUUAAAUUAUAUAAUUUAUAGAAAUAUUUAUUAAUUAUUUUUAUAAAAGUAUUUAAGGUAAAAUCCAUAGGCCAAAAGAAAAUAACAGCAAAUUUUUCCUUGAUGUAAGAUUUAAAAUGAAAAUUAUCAGUAAUUUUACCAUCACCUAGCAUAGCAGAAGCGGUAAAAUCUGGGGCUUGACUAGUUACUAGGACCAUUUUUACUCCUGUAAAAUAAUAUUUAUGGAUUAAUAAUAUUUAAAUUUAUCUUAACAAUUAUUCUAAGAAAGACAUUCUCUAAAACUUUACUAUUAUAACUAAAUGAUUUUGAUUUACAAUCAAUAAUAAAAAAAUAACAUUUACCUUAAAAAGAUAAUUUAAUAUAAAAUUAAUUUAGUAGUAAAUAAAGUUCACUGCGCUAAUGAAGCAUGAUAAAAUGUACCGAUCAUUAUAAUAAUAUAACAAAUUUUAUUUCUAUUUCGUAUAAUCAGUAAAAAUUUAAUAUUUAAUAAUAUAUUAUAUAAUAAUAUAUAUUAAUGUUUAUAUUUUUAUUUUAAAAAAUAUAUUUAUUAAUAUUUUUUAAUAAAAGCAUAAUAUUUUUUUCUUGUUUUAUCUUAAUUAUAUCAUUUGAUGAUUAUUAUAUCAUUUGAUAAUUAAUAGAUACACAUAACCACCUACAUAUAAAGUUUUAUAAGAAAAUAAUAUUUUUAAUUAAAUAAAAUUAAAUUAAAUGUAAUUGUUAUUAAUUAAUGUUUAAAAUUAAUAAUUAGAUAAAAUUUAAUGAUUUAUUUGAUAAAAAUAAAUAUAUUGAGUUAUUAAAUAAUAGUACAUCGAUAUAUCUAUUAAUUAUGGAUAUCAUCCAUAUCAUAACUCUAUUUUUAUAAAACUUUCAUUUAUGAAUUUUUAGUAAUUUACCAUAGCAGUACUUUACUUAAAUAUUUUAAAAUAUAGCUAGUUUUUAAUGACUUAUUUUUUAUAUUUAAAAAUAUAAAUAAUUAAUUUAACCGUAAUUAAAUAUAAUUCAUAAUUAUAUAAUUAAUAAUUAUCAUAAAAUUAAUUAUUAAUAGAAUUAUGUUAAUAAUUAAACUAAGUUGAAUACUUAAUAAGAAUAAGAUAUAAAGAAAGUUAUAGUAGUAUUUAAUCGAUUAUUAGUAAUAUUCAUUUCAUUAUUUUUUAUAUAAAAUAAUUUCACAUUACUUAAAUAUUUAUUAUAGAAAAAUAAUGAAAUAAUGAAAUAUAAAUAAAAAUAUUUUGUUGAUAUAUAUAUGAUAUAUAUACUAUUACAAAAUAUAUAUUUAUGUGUAUUUUUAUUAAAAAAUAUCAAAUGUAUAAUAAUGGCAUAAUUUUAGUUCUAUUUAAAAAUAAUUAAAUGUUUAUUAUUUAAAUAAUAGAAUGCUAUAUAUAUUUAUAUAUGAUAUUAAAUCAUAUAUUUUUAAUAAUAUAAAUUAUUUAAAAUAAAAUAAAAAGUAGUAUGAUACUAGUAUUAAAAUAUUAUUAAUAUAUAAAAAUAUAUUAUAUAAUGUAACUAAUAUAAAAUAAUAGUAAAUUUUUACUAAUUAUAUAUAAUAGAAAAAAAUUUGUUAUAUUAUUAUAAUGAUAGGUACAUUUUAUCAUGCUUCAUUAGCGCAGUGAACUUUAUUUACUACUAAAUGAAUUUUAUAUUAAAUUAUUUUCUUUAAAGUAAAUAUUAUUUUUUAUUAUGGAUUGUAAAUUAAAAUUAUUUAUUUAUACUAGUAAGGUUUUAUAAAAUGGCUUACUUACAGUAAUUGUUAAGAUAAAUUUAAAUAUUAUUAAUCCAUAAAUAUUAUUUUACAGGAGUAAAGAUCGUCUUAGUAACUAGUCAAGCCCCAGAUUUUACCUCUUCUGCUGUGCUAGGUGAUGGUAAAAUUACUGAUAAUUUUCAUUAUAAAUCCUACAUUAAGGACUAAUUAGCUGUUAUUUUUUUGGCUUAUAGAUUUUACCUUUGUUUGCUCUUCUUAAUUAAUUGUUUUUGAUAAACGUUAUAUAGCAUUUCAAAAAACGUGAGAUAGAGGUUGUUGGUGUAUCAUUUGAUUCUGUAUUUACGCACAAUGCUUGGCGGCAAGUGAGAAUUAAAAAAGGAGGGAUUGGGGUAAUUCAAUAUUCUAUGAUUACAGAUAUAAAACGUGAAAUUAUUAAAGCUUAUGAUAUUGAGCAUCCUAAUUCUAGUGUUACUUUACGAGGUUCAUUCUUAAUUGAUACAAUUAGUAUUUUGAGACAUCAGGUCAUUAAUGAUUUACCAUUAGGACAUAAUAUAGAUGAAAUGAUACGAAUGAUUGAUGCUUUGCAGUUUUAUGAAAAUAUGGUGACGUAUGUCCUGCACAAUGGGAAAAAGGCCAAGAAGGAAUGCAUCCUUCUCCUGAAGGAGUUGCUAAAUAUUUAUCAAAAAAUUUAACUAAAAUAAUAAAUAAAUAUUAAAUAUUAUUUUACAGGAGUAAAAAUGGUCCUAGUAACUCGUCAAGCCCCAGAUUUUACCGCUUCUGCUGUACUAGGUGACGGUAAAAUUACUGAUAAUUUUCAUUUUAAAUCUUACAUCAAGGACAAAUUUGCUGUUAUUUUCUUUUGGCCUAUGGAUUUUACCUUUGUUUGCCCUUCUGAAUUAAUUGCUUUUGAUAAACGUUAUAUAGAAUUUCAAAAACGUGAGGUAGAGAUUGUUGGUGUAUCAUUUGAUUCUGUAUUUACGCACAAUGCUUGGCGGCAAGUUAGAAUUGAAAAAGGAGGAAUUGGAGCAAUUCAAUACCCUAUGAUUGCAGAUAUAAAACGUGAAAUUAUUAAAGCUUAUGAUAUUGAGCAUCCUGAUUCUGGUGUUGCUUUACGAGGUUCAUUUUUAAUUGAUAAAACCGGUAUUGUGAGACAUCAGGUCGUUAAUGAUUUACCAUUAGGACGGAAUAUAGAUGAAAUGAUACGAAUGAUUGAUGCUUUGCAGUUUUAUGAAAAAUAUGGUGACGUAUGUCCUGCACAAUGGGAAAAAGGCCAAGAAGGAAUGCAUCCUUCUCCUGAAGGAGUUGCUAAAUAUUUAUCAAAAAAUUUGACUAAAUUAUAAUAAAUAAAUAUCAAUUAAACAGGGUUUUUACCCUGUUGUUAUAUAUUUUAAUUAAUAAUUAAUUAAUAAUUAUCAUGUUAAAAUUACUGUUUAGUUAAUAACUAUAGAUUUAUAAAAUUUUUACGAUAAUUAAAAAAGUAUAAUAAUUAUGAUUAAUAGUUAGCAGCAAUCUAUUCAAAAGAUAAUUAAUAUAAAGUAAUAUAUUUAAUUAGUACUGUAAUAUAACUUAUAAAUUAAUAUUAAGUAAGAUAUAAAAUAUUUACUUUAUUAAGUUUGAAAAAAUAUUUUUUAUUUAAAAAAUAAUUGUUCACUAUUUAAUUGUAUUAAAUUAUUAGCAAUGAAUCUGCUAUGUACUUAAAUUAAUAAUAAUGUAUAUAUAAUAAUAGAACUUUUUUCUUCGUUAAUAAUAAUUAGUCAGGAGAGGAUAAUUAAAGUAAAUAAUUAUACAUUUACAUAUACCUUAACUAUUCUCCAUAUAUAAAAUAUAAAUUACUUAAUAUAUGUUUGUAAACUUAAUAUGUGUUUAUAAUUAUACUAUAGUGUAAUAAAAGAUGUUAUUAUUCUUUGUAGAAUAAUUGUUUUUAGUGUAAAAAAUCUACUAGUGAUAACAAUUAAUAUAAUCAACAUUAUAAUUAUGUCUUACUAGCAAGUAAUAUUAGUUACUGAAGAAUUUGUUAAUGUUCCUAAUAGAGAUUCAGCUAAUGUGAUACCUAUAAUGCUAAUAAAAUAUAAUUUUAUAAUUUAUAUAGAGCAUAAAAUUAUAAAUUAAUGAAUAUUAGGUAGGUGAUAAUAAUAAAUAUUAUUUAUAGUUUAUAAUUAUUAAUUAUUAAUUAAUAAAUUAUUUUUUUAAUAUUAAUUAUUUUUUUGUUAAUUAAUUAACAACAAAAUGAUUAGAUUAUAUAGAACUUUAUUCUACUGGUUCUUUUAUGAUUUUAUUUUAUUUAUUAAAUAAUUUAUAGUUAAUUAAUAUAAUAACUUUAUUUAGAUUAAUUUUUAUUAAAUUUUUUAUGAAUUGAACGAUGAUAUUAUUAAGUGUUUAUUUAGUAGAUAUAUAUUGUAGUAAUUUUAUUAUUUUAGGAUUAAUUUUACUAGUAUAGUUUUAUUAUAAAGAAAUAUAAUAAAAUUAUUUUAUAUAGAAAAAUAAUUUUUUUAAAAUUUUUAAUUUAUUACAAAAUAAUUUAUUUAUAUUUUAGUGUUUUUAUUAUGUAAUUAAUAUAAUUAUUUUGUUACAUUGCUUAUUAAUUAUUGGAGAGUUUAAAUUUUAUUUCAAUACAAAUAAAUAAAUUAUUAUUUAAUUAUUAAUUAAUGCAAGUAUCUUAUGUUAAAAAGAGUAAUUUAUCUGAUAUAUUAUAUUUUAAUAAACUGUUAUUUUUUCUUAAUAAAAAAUUUUUACGAGCUAAAGACCAUAAAAAAACAUAAUUAUAUCUAAUAAUAUAAAAUAUAAAUAAUUAACAAUUUAAUGUUAAUAAAUAUUUAUUUUACAAUUUUUUAUAAUACCGUAGACUUAUUAUUAAUUAGUAUUAUUAUUUGAAAAUAAUAUAUAUUAUAUAAUUUAUAUUACUAUAUGAUUUUACUAUAUUAAUAUUUAAUACUAAUAUUUCAAGUAGUGUAUAUUUAUUUUUUAUUUAUUUUUAAAUUAGUUGAAGAAAAAAUAUUGUAAUGAUAUUACAAUAUAUCUUUUUUGAAAAAAGAUUAAUAGUUAUUAUAGUAUAUUAUUUUAGUAAAAUAUCAUAUACUCUAUUAUAGAAAUAUCUAAUACUAUUAUAUAGUAAUUAUUACUUAAAAUUCUUCUAUAAUUUUUAGGUAUUUAAAUUAAUAUAGGUAUAUUAAUUUAAUAUUAUAUAUAAUAAUUAUUAACUCAAGAUAUUAAAAUUUUUAAUAUGUUUAUUUGUAAAUUAAUACAUUAUUUAUUAAAUAUAUCUAUAAAAAAUAUUUUCUUAAUCAGAAGUUAUUAAAUUUUUUAAGUAAUAUUCAAUAUAUUAAAUUAUUUAGUAUAACAUAAUUAAUUAAUCAUUAGAUAUAAAUUAUUUAAAAUUUCUUAAUAAGAAUACUAAACUUUUAAAAAAUUAGAAUAUAAUACUAUAUAACUACUUUGUAAUUUAAAAAAAAAUCAAGGAUUAAAAAAUUAUUAUAUUAUUGUAAUUUACUAAAUUUAGUAGUAGCACUAUUUAUGUUAAUUCAUAGUUAUAUAUUUAUAAUUUAUAAUUUAUAAGCAAAAUAUAUAUUUUAUUAGUUAUUCAUUAAUAUCUAAGUUAUUUAAUAUAUAAUUUAAUUAUAAUUAAAUUAUUAUUUAUGUCAUUAUGAUUAUUCGAUAAUAUAUGUACUAAUGGUAAAUUUUAUUUACUAAUAUUUUGUAGUUAGAUAUAAUAAUAAACUUGUUAUUUUUAUUAUUUGUGAAAAUAAGUAGCACAUAUAUAAAUAUUUUUUGAUAAUUAAUAAAUUUUAUUUUAUGAGUAUUUAAAAUUAUUAUAUAAAAAUAUAUUUAACUAAAUAUUAUUCUAUCUAUUUAUAACAUUAUCGUAACACUUUCUAUAAGUGUGUGUUAUACAUAACAUGGUGAAAAAUGGCUCUUUAGCAAAUUUUUAAUAUAAAAUUUACUAAAAUAUAAAACUGAGUACUUGUAACUUAGCGGUCUUUCAGUUAUUUUGUAUAAACGAUGCCAGUAAAUUAUGCUGUACAGGGUGCUCCCUUAUAGUGAGCAGGUGCUUAGAGAAAGAGAAAAAGAACAUGUCUCUUAUCUGAACGCAAAAAACCCCGAUAGAGUUAUCUUGGCAGACUGGCUAUCAGGGUUUAUGCGAAUCAUGAAGCAAUGUAUUCAAUAUGAAUACUAGCUUAAUGAACUUAAGCAAUCAAGUGUUAGAUAACAUUUUCAUCCUCAGCUCUGCCAUAAGUGCAGGGAGUAGUGAAUAAAAAAAAUUUUUCUAUGUUUUCUCAAGCAACACCUCAGAUGUUUUCGUUGCGUUGCUAUGUAAAAAAUCCCCAUCCUUGUUAUCGACCACCUAAAGAUAAUGUGAAGCCUCCGCGUAUUAUUCAUGCAAUGCGCAAGGCAGCAAGAGAAAAUGUACCUUCACGGCAUUUGCUAUGGCGUACUGCUCCUCGUUAUCAUGCAAUAACACAUCAAUUGCUACGUAAUGAACGUGCGAUUAAUUUGCACCGUGCCCGCGCUAUUGACUCUAUCAUGGAAUGUUUAGCAGCACAUGUGAAUAUUGUAACUGGCAAAGUUUAUAUGUCGUUGGCACAAAUUUCUGAUGCUUGCGGCAUGACAACAUAUAAUGCAGCAGGGAAACCUUGUUAUAGCAGAGUUAGUCGCGCAAUCAAUGAACAUAUUGAAGCCAUUGGUGCGGUUCUUUGUGACCGGAUAUGGGAUGAUACUACUGCUUCUUAUAUCCCUAAUAUUAUCUGGGUUACUCAAUUAUUUUUUGUUUUGAUUGGUUAUGAAUAUGGUAAAUAUUUGUCAGCUCAAAGACAACAACUUUCUUGGGAGAAUCAAAAAUUAAAAGGUAAGGGCGAAGAGCCUAUUACAUUAAAUGAGGCACGUCGCCGAGCUAAAGCAGCACAUAUUCAUCAUGCUUUUGAAUAUCGUAUUAAAAAAUUAGCUUGGAGUAGGCAACGUCGUCAGGCUAGAAAGUUAGAAGCAAUGAAUAAACAAGAAGCUCGUCAGUAUAUUUUGAGCUCCUUAGUUAAAUUUUAUAGCAAGCAAGAACUUAUAGCUAUAGGUUAUGUUGAAUUAAAUAGAAUGAUAACAAAACGUUAUCAUUCUAUGUGUAAGCUAGCAAUGCUGUCCCCUAACACUGGAUAAUUGGAUUUAAUUUUAUUAAAUUUAUGUGCGUAAUAGCAUAUGGUUUCGUUCGUCCCCCAUUUACCUUGUUCUUAUUUUUUGAUUAAAAACCACCCCGGAUAUUACUUUUCUGUAUUAAAUUUACUUAAUUACUAAA